This is a messenger RNA of Gossypium raimondii (Peruvian cotton), 1797 nucleotides long. RefSeq lists its product as uncharacterized. The record is from RefSeq and is a predicted model, not a curated record. The coding region runs from base 1 to 1797 and encodes 598 amino acids. The transcript is spliced from 10 exons. NCBI's taxonomy places the organism in Eukaryota, Viridiplantae, Streptophyta, Magnoliopsida, Malvales, Malvaceae.
AUGUCCUGUCCUAACGAGGAGAAAUUAGGUUGUGUUGUGUCCUUUCUUGACUGUGAGGCUCAUCGUUGGUGGAAUAUAGUUAGGAGAGGUACAGUUACUGAUAGGUUGACUUGGGGAUACUUUCUUGAGGCUUUUAAGAGGAAGUAUAUAGCUCAGCCUAUAGAUAUGUUUGAUGAGUUGGUUGAGAGAACUAAGGCUGUGGAGGAGACCUUAGCUGAAUCACCUCAUUUUUUGGUUACUAAUUCUAGCAAGAAAGCUUCUGAUAGUGUAUUGGGUGAAUCAUCUAAGAGAGGGCGUGAUAGUCAUGUUUUUGGUAGAGGUGCAAGACGUGGGACUCGACCUUGUCAAUCUAGGCAGCAGAGUAGUACUGUAGUUAGUACUAGUGGUUCAGAACAUUUUCUAAAGGAUUCUCCACUUAGGGUUGAGGUUUCACAAACUCGAAGUUCGACACCUGUUACUGUGCUUGCCAGAGAUUUUGGAUCAAUGCUCUCAUAUAUCCUGAGUGAAUUGGCAUAUGAGUUAGAGAUUCCAGUUGAGACUAUUGGUUUAGGUGUGACAGUCAUUAGUUCCUUUGGUGAUAGUGUAGUAGUGAAUAAAGUUUAUCGUAGAUGCCCUUUUAUGAUUCAAGGACAUGUUUUCUCUGUUGAUGUUAUGGAAAUUUCAUUUUAUGAACUUGAUGUGAUACUGGGUAUGGAUUGGUUAACUCAACAUAAGGCUAGAGUUGAGAAGUUGAUGGGUAAAGGAUGGGAGGCCUAUUUGGCUUAUGUGAUGAAUUCUAUUAGUAAGGAGUUAAGAGCUCAGGAUAUUCAUACUGUUAGGGAUUUUCCUGACAUGUUUCCAAAAAAGUUAUCGGGUUUGCCACCGGAUCGAAAAGUGGAGUUUGGAAUUGAGCUUUAUCCUGGUAAAGUUGUGGCUUAUGCUUCAAGGCAGUUGAAGAUGCACGAACGGAACUAUCCAACUCAUGAUUUGGAGUUAGCUGCUGUGGUGUUUGCACUUAAGAAGUAUCAUCCUUACAAGACGAAUGUAGUUGCUGAUUUUUUAAGUAAGAAGUCGAUAGUAGAGCUGAGAGCUAUGUUUACGCCCUUGAGUUUAGCUAGUGAUGAUGGUUUAUAUGCUAAAAUUCAAGUGAGGCCGACUUUGUCACAACUAAUUAAGGAGAAGUCAGAUAGAGAUUUGUUGAAGAGGAUUCGACUGGUUGAGCAAGGUAUUAAAGGAGACUUUAAUGUUGAUAGUGAGGAUUUUGUGACCCCAUGUUUGGUUUGUCAAAAGGUGAAGGCUGAACAUCAGUUUCCUUCGAGUUUAUUGCAACCUAAUGCGAUUCCUGAAUGGAAGUUAGAAAGGAUUACUAUGGAUUUUGUUUCAGGUUUGCCAUUAACCCCUUCAAGGAAAUAUUCGAAGUUGGUAGAGUUGUAUAUUGCUAAAAUCCUUCGUCUUCAUGGGGUUCUAGUUUCAAAUAUUUCUGAUAGGGAUUCGAGUUGGGAAAAUUUUCAUUUUAUGGUUAAGAAGGGUGUCAUUUUGGGGAACAAAAUAUCAAGAAGAGGAAUUGAGAUUGAUAAAGAAAAAGUUGAUGAAGUUGAGAAGCUGCCACCUCCUGUGUUUGUGGAAGGCGCUAGAAGUUUCUUGGGGCAUGCCAGUUUUUAUCGAAGGUUCAUAAAAGACUUCUCAAAGGUUGUGAAGCCAUUCUGUACUCUGUUAGACAAGGAUAUAGAAUUUAGUUUUGAUGAAGUGCAUUUGAAAGCCUUUGAUGAGAUGAAACGAGGGAUAAUUAAGGCACCCAUUAUUGUUACACCAAAUUGA